AUGGUCAUCCUGGAGUACAUCGACGAGGCGUUCCCGGACAGCCUCCCGCGCCUCCUCCCCUCCGGCGACCCGUACCGGCGCGCGGCCGCACGGUUCUGGGCCGCCUACGUCGACCAGAAGCUGGUGCCCACGUGGAUCCCGCUCCACGAGCCGCGCGACCUCAGGCGCCGCAAUGCCGGUGCCUUGACCUUGGCGAGCGUGAGCCGCACGGCGGCGCCGGGCGCGACGGGGGACCGGGAGGUCGGCGGCGUUGACCCGGCCGACGGCGGUGGCGUCGAGCGCGUUGGGCGUUGCCCUUGCGCCGCCGCGGGCGCCGCCGCAUUUCAUCGAACACCUAGAGCGCGUCCGGGAUGUGCUCGGCGUGGCAGGGAGGAAGACGCGCGUCCGACGGCGGCGACGACGGCGUAG
This is a messenger RNA of Lolium perenne, 408 nucleotides long. The record is from RefSeq and is a predicted model, not a curated record. NCBI's taxonomy places the organism in Eukaryota, Viridiplantae, Streptophyta, Magnoliopsida, Poales, Poaceae.